Messenger RNA from Diplodia corticola, 1524 nucleotides. Its product is annotated as mfs transporter. The record is from RefSeq and is a predicted model, not a curated record. Gene Ontology annotation, molecular function: transmembrane transporter activity. Gene Ontology annotation, biological process: transmembrane transport. The transcript is spliced from 4 exons. The coding region runs from base 1 to 1524 and encodes 507 amino acids. Lineage: Eukaryota; Fungi; Ascomycota; Dothideomycetes; Botryosphaeriales; Botryosphaeriaceae. Gene Ontology annotation, cellular component: membrane.
AUGGCCUCCAUCGACGACAAGCCUGCGCCUGUCGAGCACCACGAGACGAUGAAGGAUGAAGGCUUCCAUGACGCCGCCGAGCGCGGCCAUCUGGCUACCGACAGAUACGGCAACGCCCUCGUUACCUUCGAUCCCAAGGCCGAGGCCCGCUUGAGGUGGAAGCUUGACCUUUACAUCGUCCCAACCGUCGCGCUUCUAUACCUGUUCUGCUUCAUCGACCGCGCCAACAUCGGCAAUGCACGCCUGGCAGGUCUCGAGAAGGAUCUCGGCCUGGAGGGCUACGAUUACAACCGCCUGUUGACCAUUUUCUACAUCUCCUACAUCCUCUUCGAGAUCCCCUCCAACAUGUGCUGCAAGUGGGUCGGCCCCGGCUGGUUCAUUCCCAGCACCUCGCUCGGCUUUGGCAUCUGUUCCGUAUGCACUGCAUUUGUCGACGACAUCCACAGCGCCUCGGGCGUGCGUUUCUUGCUGGGCGUGUUUGAGGCUGGCAUGCUGCCGGGUAUAGCCUACUAUCUUUCUCGUUGGUAUCGUCGCAGCGAGCUGGCUUUUCGCCUGUCUCUGUACAUCGUAAUGGCUCCUCUCGCCGGUGCUUUCGGAGGCCUGUUGGCCUCUGCCAUUCUCAAGCUUGACCACUUCGGCGGCCUCCACCAAUGGCGCAUGAUCUUCGCCAUUGAAGGCAUCAUUACCAUCGGCCUGGCUUUGAUCUCCUUCGUCACUCUUACUGAUCGCCCACAGACGGCCCGAUGGCUCACUCAGGAGGAAAAGGACCUGGCCAUUGCCCGCGUCAAAUCAGAGCGCGUGGGUGCUACUGAGGUGCUCGAGAAAAUGGAUACCAAGAAGAUCCUUCGUGGUAUCUUCAGCCCCAUCACUCUGUCCACUUCUUUCAUCUUCCUCCUCAACAACAUCACCGUCCAAGGUCUGGCCUUCUUCCUACCCACAAUCGUCAAGACCAUCUAUCCAUUAGAUUCGGUCAUUUCUCAACAGUUGCACACCGUCCCACCUUAUAUUGUCGGCGCCUUCUUCACCGUUUUUUUCCCUUUCUUGAGCUGGCGCUUUGAUAAGCGCAACAUCUUCUUCAUCUGCUCUGCCCCCUUCAUGAUGGUCGGCUAUGUCAUGUUCCUGGCCACUUAUACCGCGAGGGUCCGCUACGGUGCCACCUUUCUCAUAGCCAGCGGUGCAUUCGCCUUUGGCGCUCUCUGCAAUGCUCAGGUCUCUGCCAACGUCGUUUCGGACACGGCCCGCUCUGCUGCCAUCGGCACGAACGUUAUGCUUGGAAACAUUGGUGGGCUGAUAAGCACUUGGAGCUUCCUCAAAACCGAUGCUCCGGACUAUCCUAUCGGAAACGGCCUCAAUCUCGCAACUUCAAGCACAAUUUUUAUCUUGUCCAUCAUCUUGUUGCUCUGGAUGGUUACGGAUAAUAAGAGAAGAGACCACCGUGAUGUCGAUUCCGAACUUGCUGGUAUGGAUCAAAGAACAAUCCAAGACUUGGACUGGCGUCAUCCGGCCUUUAGGUGGAGGCCAUAA